This is a messenger RNA of Cutaneotrichosporon oleaginosum, 853 nucleotides long. RefSeq lists its product as uncharacterized. The record is from RefSeq and is a predicted model, not a curated record. Lineage: Eukaryota; Fungi; Basidiomycota; Tremellomycetes; Trichosporonales; Trichosporonaceae.
CCCCCCUCGGCCCCCCCCUCUGACCACGCCGCACGGCUUGUAGAUCGCAGAUCGUAGACAACUCGCGACUUUUGCACAGUGCACCAAGCGCGGGUGCACGCGCCAAAUCGUCUUUUUUCCCUGGACUGGCGCAGUGAAUCUCCCCUUUACCCCCCGCUCCGCAUGCUCCGCAGUACGCGGUAUUUUUCCCUGUUCCUGUGCAAUACGCAGGGUAAAAUAUCGCCACCCGCGCCUCGGCGCCCUCGCUCUCCUCCGUCACAUCAUACAUGUCCGCUGCAUUCUGCGUCCCCAAUCGCCACCGAUCACCGAUGACCACACUCUUCUCCACAUCCAUCCACACAGUAUGCAUAGAGCGUGUACGAAUAUCCCGACUGCGCCCCUCUGCGCCCCUCUGCGCCCUUUCUGCAGAUGACGAUCUUUGUCAUGCCCAAAAUGACCGUGCCUUGCCCUUUCGGUGUUCCAAGGUGAGUGACCCUGACCAGUACGUCAUCUCUCUAUCCACCGGCGUCCGGGCUCCGGGCAUUCACCGUACUGUACAUGACACUACUUCCGCCAAGCAAACUUUACAGCACCUGUGUGAUCGACAUUGGAUCUCGAGCUCGUUGCCCAGCAUGCCCAGAGACCACAGCCUACUCGCGCCACUCGCCCCAUCCUCUGCCGUACAUCUCGUACCAUCGCUUCCUUCGCUAGUGUCGCUUGCUCGCCUGCCUCCGCAUGUUACGCCGUAGUUGGUCUACCUGGGCUUGGGCUGUGCGGUGGGGACACGUGGGCCGAGCACCACAGCUCCUCCUUACCUCCGUAACCCUCCGUAUUGUUUAUGACGCCGAAGCAGGCGUGCGCGUGCGUCGCCUCG